AUGUCGGCUAACAAGCGUAGCUUACGAUCAACUGCAUCCAUCCCAACACCAAGCACAUCAACCUUGGUGCCGCAACUUCAACCUCUCCCUCUCCCACCACUCACAUUCAACUCACAAAACACAUCCUCCAAUUCCUCGCCGAUAAAGAUCAUCCCACCAGGUUUCAAACUCCCAGGUCUGUCGCCCUCGGAGUUAACACUCCUUCACCGUAAACAGACGAAAUUGGCUUCCACCGUCACCUCCACCUACCAUUCCCUACCCAACGCGCCAGGCCUUCUCCACGCACUAGCAUCCACUCUCAUCUUUGCCCAACACGAGGCCGGUACCGCCAUCUGCAUCGAUCCAGCAGGCUGGAUCCUGACCUGCGCGCACUGCUUCGGUGAUGAUGAAACAGAGUACCAAGCUGACUCCAGACGGAGAUGGCUCCUAUUUUACACGGGCCUAGCUGUGCAAGUUGAGUGUAGAGUGUGGGAUCCCAAAAGGGAUUUGGCGCUGUUGAAGGUUGUGGCGGUCGAGACUGAUGGAGGCAAAGAGGGACGAAUCCCUGCGUUUCGACACGCUUGCCUUUCGUCCAAUCCACCGGCACUGAAGACGCCAAUCAUCUGUAUAGGCCAACCUGGUCGUGAUGACUUGGAGUCAUCGUCUGCGCGAAGGACUAAAUACAAUCUGAUAGAAGUCUCAGAGGGCGCUUUCCGCGGUAUGGUACGUGGCGUCGAUCCGCAGGACAAUUCUGAGAUCGGCACGCUGAUGCAUGAUGCAUGGACAUACUGGGGUCAUUCUGGCGCGCCGUUGUUGACGGAGGCGGAUGGGAAUCUGGUGGGGUUGCAUUCGAGUUGGGAUGACCAGACGCUGAUGAGGCAUGGCGUGCCACUUGCGGCGAUGAGGGAGUUUUUGAGUGAGCAUCUGGCAAGUGCCAAAGCUAGAGGCGGGGAAGAUGUGGCGGAUGGAGGGAUGGCAUUAGACAAUCGGUUAAAAUGA
This is a messenger RNA of Letharia lupina, 978 nucleotides long. RefSeq lists its product as uncharacterized. The transcript has a single exon. NCBI's taxonomy places the organism in Eukaryota, Fungi, Ascomycota, Lecanoromycetes, Lecanorales, Parmeliaceae. Bases 1 to 978 code for a protein of 325 amino acids. The record is from RefSeq and is a predicted model, not a curated record.